Molecule: messenger RNA, 999 nt
Organism: Penicillium soppii
Lineage: Eukaryota; Fungi; Ascomycota; Eurotiomycetes; Eurotiales; Aspergillaceae
Product: DNA-directed RNA polymerase II core subunit RPB3
Exons: 3
Coding region: 1-999 (332 amino acids)
Biological process (GO): DNA-templated transcription
Cellular component (GO): RNA polymerase II, core complex
Molecular function (GO): protein dimerization activity; DNA-directed RNA polymerase activity
Source: RefSeq, a predicted model, not a curated record
AUGGAGUACGAGAUGGACCUCGAGCCCACCGGGCCCCAAGUGACCGUCCGCGAAGCGGAACCCUACCGCGUCGACUUCAGACUAUCAGCAGUAGACCUCGCAUUCGCCAACUCCCUCCGCCGCACGAUGCUCGCCGAAGUGCCGACCGUUGCCCUCGACCUGAUCGAAAUCGAGAGCAACACCUCCGUCCUCCCAGACGAGUUCCUCGCCCAUCGCCUAGGCAUGGUCCCGCUGAACUCGCUGAACUGCGAUCAGGACCUCGACUACACGCGAGACUGCGACUGCGAGGACCACUGCGUGCGCUGCAGCGUGACGCUGUCCCUGCACGCGCGCUGCGGAAACGGCAUCAUGUCUGUCUACGCGCGGGAUCUGAUUGUCGUCGGCGAGCGCAUCAACGAGACCAUCGGUGAUCCCGUGACUACCGAUCCUGAGGGCAAGGGACCUUUGAUUUGCAAGCUGCGCAAGGGACAGGAAAUUAAGAUGACUUGUCUGGCGAAGAAGGGCACAGCCAAGGAACAUGCGAAGUGGGCGCCUACUGCUGCCGUGGGCUUCGAAUAUGACCCCAACAACAACCUGCGCCAUGUGGAUUACUGGUACGAGCAGGACGCAGCGAAGGAAUGGCCUAUCUCUGAAAAUGCCGCGUGGGAGCCCGUCGCCAAUCCAGACCAGCCCUUCGACUACGAUGCUGAGCCUAACAUCUUCUACUUCGACGUCGAGAGCAUCGGCAACCUGGACCCGGACAUGAUUUUGCAGCAAUCCAUCAUCUCCCUGCAGCGCAAGCUGGCAACCACCGUCUCCGAGCUGUCGGGCGAGGGCGAGAACCCCAUGGGUGCCGAGGAUGCCGAGAUGAUGGGCGCCAAUGACCCCGAUGCAUACGAGCCUCCAGAGGGCAUCGAUGGCAACAUGACUUCAUACGGCAAUGCCGCUGCUGGUGCCUGGCAGAGUGCGCAGACGCCGUACGGCGCCACGCCUUACGGCCAGACUAGCUAUGGGUUCUGA